Messenger RNA from Callorhinchus milii (elephant shark), 3546 nucleotides. RefSeq names its product fibronectin type III domain-containing protein 3B-like. The record is from RefSeq and is a predicted model, not a curated record. NCBI's taxonomy places the organism in Eukaryota, Metazoa, Chordata, Chondrichthyes, Chimaeriformes, Callorhinchidae. Gene Ontology annotation, molecular function: protein binding.
AUGUUAAACCCGGGGACCCGUCUGUGCGCUCUGCGGGCGGGUGUUAGAGAUCCCGCGGACCUAACAAUCUGUUGUUUAUUCUCAGGACCAGCUGAGGUUCCCAUGAUGUCACCCAACGGGUCCAUUCCACCCAUCCACGUGCCUCCUGGCUACAUCUCACAGGUGAUCGAGGACAACACGGGUGUGCGACGGGUGGUGAUCACACCUCAGUCCCCGGAGUGUUUCCCCCCCAGUUACCCCUCGGCUCUCUCCCCCACCCCACACCUGCCCCCCUACCUCGCACACCACCCCCAACUCCUGCCCCACUCGCACACAGCCUACUACCCCCCUGUCACUGGCCCCGGGGAGCUGCCCCCACAGUUCUUCCCGCAGCAUCACAUCCCCCCCACAAUCUACGGGGAGCAAGAGAUCAUCCCGUUGUACGGCAUGUCCAACUUCCUGAGCCGUGAGGAGACGUUCGGCAAACAACACAAGAAGCUGAAGAUCGACCGGCAAAACCGGCUGAACAGCCCCCCCGUCUCCAUCUACAAGAGCCACGUCGCCCCCUGCACCACCCUCUACAACGGCUACGGGAAACCCCUGGGCCUGGGCGGGGGAGGGGGAGGCACCCCCAUCAAGAAGACGGAACGGAGAGCCAGGAGCAGCCCGAGGAUCAACGAGCAGGACAUUCACGUUCCAGACUACGACAUGGAAACGAAACGGCUCCAAGAUUUGCUCUCGGGAGUGGGGAAACCACAGAUGUCGAGUGUACAAGCCAGGACUGUGCUGCUCACCUGGGCCCCACCCUCCGGCCUCAGCAAUGGUGACAAACACAGCUCUGGGCCGCCCUACACCUGCUGCUUCGAGGUGGUCCUGUCGGACAAGGGCCGUGAGGGCAAGUACAAGGUCAUCUACAGUGGGGGUGACCUGCAGUGCAGCCUGAAGGACCUGAGGCCGGCCAGCGAGUAUCACGUGAGAGUUUCUGCCGUCUGCAAUUCAAUAAAAGGAUCGUAUUCGGAGCCGCUCAGCUUCACCACCCACAGCUGCUCCCCCGACACCCCCGCACCCCCCAAACUCACCCACCGCAGCAAGAGCACCCUCACACUGCAGUGGAAGGCUCCGGCCGAAAAUGGCUACAAAAUCACCAGUUUCCUGCUGGAGUGGGACGAGGGCAAGAGGAACAGCGGAUUCCGGGAAUACUAUUGUGGGAACCAACGACACUGUAAACUCACCAAACUGCUCCCUGCAGUGGGCUACACCUUCCGCUUGGCCGCCUGCAACGAUGUGGGCACCAGCGGGCUGAGCCAGGAGUUGGUAUGUUACACUGCUGGUAACGUGCCGCUGACACCAUGUGUGCCACGCCUGGUGCGGGCCGGCGUGACCUGGGUCACGUUACAGUGGAGCCGCGCGGAGACCGGGGCAGACGAGCAGGUCACGUACUCGCUGGAAAUGGAAGACGACAGCACGGUUUGUGGGUUCCAGUCUCGCUACACGGGGGAGGAUCUGGUUUGCACGGUGACCGAGCUCCGCAGAAGCACGCAGUACAAGUUCCGGCUGACGGCCUCGAACGCGGAGGGGAAGAGCUGCCCCAGCGAAGUGCUCGUGUGCACCACCAGCCCUGACCGGCCGGGACCACCCUCCAGGCCGCAGCUCAGCGGCCCCCCAGCCUCGCACGGCUUCAGCGUCAAGUGGGACCCGCCUGAGGACAACGGGGGCUCGGAGAUUCUCAAAUUCCUUCUGGAAAUUUCUGAAGGAAGUUCUGAGGGCAGCCAAUGGGACGUGGUGUACAGCGGCUCCGCCAGUGAUCACGUGUGUGAGGGGCUGAAGCCGGGGGCGGUUUACAGGCUCCGUGUCUGCUGUAUCAGCACCGGGGGCCACAGCCAGUGCUCGGACAGCCUGACUGUCCGCACGCUCAGUGUGGCCCCGGGACCCUGCCAACCGCCCCGGCUGCUCGGCAAACCCCGGCACAAAGAGGUGCAGGUGGAGUGGGGCCCCCCGGAGGUCGGUGGUUUAACGGUGACGGAGUACAGCCUGGAGAUGAGUGAGGCCGAGCCCGCGGGUGGGGCCGAGGCCAUUGGCGGGGCUGGGGGCAGGACUGUGGUUUACCGGGGGGCGGAGCUAGAGUGCACCGUCACCAACCUGCUCCCCGGGACCACCUACCGCUUCCGGCUCAGAGCUGCCAACGAUGCUGGGUACGGCCCUCACUCAAACCACACGGACUUCACCACGGCAGCGGGACCCCCGUUACAGUGCCAGGCCCCGACGCUCAGCAGCAUCUUGCCCACCAGCGUCCAGCUCAGCUGGGAGAGCCCUGAGGAAUGCGGGGCUGACGUGACCGAGUACCGGCUGGAGUGGGGGGAGGACGAGGCCUCACUGGAGCUGCUGUACUGUGGGGCUGACACCAGCUGUGAGGUCCACAGCCUGAGCCCCGCCACCCACUACUGCUACAGGCUGCAGGCCAGUAACCAGGCGGGGGUGGGCCCCUACAGUGGGCUGCUGAGCCACACCACCCCCCCCUGUGUGCCCGCAGCUGUCUCUAACCUGGUGGUCCUAGGCUGCGAACACCCAGAUCCCAGUCUGGCGCCCACCACCACCUGCCUGGCCCUCAGCUGGGACGAGCCGGACCACAAUGGCUCCCAGAUCCUCUCCUACAGCCUAGCCCUGGAGGACAGCCAAGUCCCACUGGGCAACGUCACCAGCUAUCUACUGCAGGACCUGCUGCCAGACACAGCGUACAGGCUCCGGAUCCAGGCGGUGAAUGCGGUGGGAGCAGGACCCUUCAGCCAGACAGUGAGGACCAGGACACGUCCCCUACCCCCCACGCCCCCCCGGCUGGAGUGUGCGGCUUUGGGGCCCCAGAGCCUGAAGCUGAAGUGGGGGGACAGCAGCAACACCAAAGCCAUAGCUGCCGACACCGAGACCACCUACCUGCUCCAGGCCGAGGACAAGAACGGGAGGUUUCUGUCUAUUUACCGGGGCCCGAGCCACACGUACAAGGUGCAGCGCCUGACCGAGUCCACGUGUUACAGCUUCCGUAUCCAGGCCGGCAAUCAGGCCGGCGAUGGGGCGUUCUCCCCUGUCUUCACCUUCAGCACCAGCAAAUCCCUGCCCCCCACCAGCAAAGCUCCGCGGGUCAGCCAGCUGGACGGCAGCUCGUGCGAGGUCUCGUGGGAGAGCCUCCCGCCGAUGAGGGGAGAUCCCAUCAGCUACGUCCUGCAGGUCACGGUGGGCCGGGAGCUCGAGUACAAACAGGUGUACAAGGGAAAGGACACGACAUUCCAGCUCUCGGGACUCCAGGCGAGCACGGAUUACCGAUUCCGAGUGUGUGCAUGCCGCCGGUGCCUGGACACAGCCCACGAGCUGUCCGGGCCCUUCAGUCCCUCAGCCGUGUUCACGGUUCGGCGCAGAGACUCGGCCGUGCGGGGGGAGGGUGGGGGGGGCUCGGAGGUAGCCAAAGUCCGCAGUAUGAUGCCGAGCGACGAACAGUUUGCCGCGCUCAUUCUGACCGGCUUUGCCACCCUCUCCAUCCUGAUUGCCUUCGUCCUGCAGUACUUCAUCAUGAAAUAG